AUGGGGAGGACUAUUGAUGAUUUCGACUUGCCAAAAUUGCCACCUGUUGAAGAGGACUUUAUUGAUUAUAAUGAUGAACUUCAUAAUAGAGAAAUAUUUGAAGAGCGACAUGUUAUUACUCCUGUUGAAGAUAUAGAUAUGGUACUCACUCUUAAUAUAGAUCAGAGGAACGCAUACCAAGAAAUUAUAAAUCGUGUCGAUAAGAAACAGAGUGGCAUGUUUUUUAUAGAUGGGCCUGGAGGGACAGGUAAAACAUAUUUGUAUCGUGCAUUGCUUGCAACUUUAAGAAAUAAUGGACACUUAGCGAUUGCAACAGCAACAUCGGGAGUGGCUGCUUCAAUAUUGCCGGGAGGUCGAACAGCCCAUUCAAGGUUCAAGAUACCUAUAAAUUCAACAGAGACCAGUUUGUGUUCAAUUAAAAAACAAAGUGGACUUGCUCAGUUACUUAAAAAAGCAAGUAUUUUAAUUUGGGAUGAGGCUCCUAUGGUUAAACGAACAGCUAUUGAAUCUUUGGAUAGGACUUUGAAAGAUAUUAUGAAUAAUUCUAUUUAUUUUGGUGGUAAAGUGAUUGUAUUUGGAGGUGAUUUCCGUCAAGUACUGCCAGUGGUUAGACGUGCAUCAAGAUUAGAGACUAUUAACUAUAGCAUGGUUAAGUCAUACUUAUGGUCAGAUAUGGAAGUUUUCAGUUUAAGAGAGAAUAUGCGAGCUAGGACAGAUCAAUUAUUUUGUGAUUUCAUUCUUAGAAUUGGAAAUGGAGAUGAAGAGGAAAAUGAAGAUGGCCUCGUGCAUAUUCCAGAUGAGAUGAUAAUAGAUUAUUUUGAUGAUCAGACUUCAGAAGAUUUGUUAAUAAAUGUUAUAUUUCCAUCUCUACAAGAUAAGUCAACAUGUUCAGAUUACAUUAUGGAAAGAUCUAUUCUAGCUACAAAAAAUGAGUAUGUUGAUAGGCUUAAUCAGAAGCUUAUUAAAAUUUUUCCAGGUGAUGAUGUAACUUACUUCAGUUUUGAUAGUGUUACUGAUGAUAGCAGUAAUCUUUAUCAAGUUGAAUUUCUUAACUCAUUGACACCUAAUGGACUUCCUCCACACCGUCUUACUCUGAAGAAGAAUUGUCCAAUAAUGUUAUUAAGAAAUUUAGACCCUUCAAAUGGUUCGUGUAAUAGAACACGGAUGAUAUGUAAAUCAUUUAAAAAUAAUGUUGUUGUUGCAAGAAUUUCAAUGGGGCAAUUCUCAGGCAAAAUUGUUAUGAUACCUCGGAUUCCAUUGUGCGUAAGUGAUGAUGAAGCUCUUCCAUUCAAAUUUCAGAGAAAACAAUUCCCAAUACGUUUGUGUUUUGCAAUGACUAUUAAUAAGUCACAAGGUCAGACAAUUCCGAAUGUUGGUAUUUAUCUUCCUCAUAAUGUUUUCUCUCAUGGACAAUUAUAUGUAGCUUUAUCAAGAGAUAAGGAUUAA
This is a messenger RNA of Dendrobium catenatum, 1446 nucleotides long. Its product is annotated as ATP-dependent DNA helicase pif1-like. The record is from RefSeq and is a predicted model, not a curated record. Bases 1 to 1446 code for a protein of 481 amino acids. The transcript is spliced from 2 exons. Gene Ontology annotation, biological process: DNA repair; telomere maintenance. Gene Ontology annotation, molecular function: DNA helicase activity. Lineage: Eukaryota; Viridiplantae; Streptophyta; Magnoliopsida; Asparagales; Orchidaceae.